AUGACAGACUUGGGACUUCUUCAUCACUUCCUCGGAAUGGGAGUGAUUCAAACUAACUCUAGCAUCUUCAUUCAUCAGAAGAAGUAUGCAAGUUCUUUACUAAGUAAGUUUGGAUUAAAUGAAGCAAAGACUUUCACAACUCCUCUUGUAGCUACUGAGAAGUUAUCUAAAGAUGAUGGAAGUGGAUCUGCAAGUGAGGAAAAGUAUAGAAGCAUUGUGGGAACACUACUACAUUUUCCUAUUUGCGCGAUCGUAUUUUGCGCGACGAAGAAAAAUUCGUCGUGCAAGAGAUAA
This is a messenger RNA of Prunus armeniaca (apricot), 294 nucleotides long. Lineage: Eukaryota; Viridiplantae; Streptophyta; Magnoliopsida; Rosales; Rosaceae. The record is from the annotation of a GenBank genome assembly.